CUGGUAUUUUAAAUAUAUAUAGGAAUGAAAAAUCUGCUACAGUACAUCUUUCUCUUCAUUAUUAAAUGUGGCUGCAACACUCUGGCGUUAGAUAAUUCAUCAGUCUCUCUGAUGGUCGAAGGAGGAGUGAGUCUGGUUGGUGAACAUUGUCCUGGAACUGUCAGACUGUUCUGUGAGGGAGUGGACCUUGUCCAUCUUCGAUGGACACACAACGAAAACAAUUUAAUCUAUGACUUUCAAACUGAUUCAGAGACAUCUUCUGAUCCUAUUCCAUUAUUGCGCCCUGAAUUUCUGUCUGUGCAGCUCAGAGCAGUUUCUCAGUCCUUAUUGUCCUCCGUUCUAACAGUAGAUGUGGAGCAACUACAGCUACAGGGGGUUACUAGCAUCUCAUGCGGAGAUGUUGCAACCAUUAGGACUAUACAAGUGGAUCCCAUUAUCAUCCAUGAAACAACUCCAGACAGCCCGAAAGUAUCUUCGAUCAGUGCUCGCUACCAUUCUGGCCUACUGAACAGCUUGCAAAUAUCAUGGAUUAAACUGCAACCUGCUUACCCUGAACACAUGCUAGAUUCAAUAGCAUAUAUAAUUGGCCUAACAGGCUCUCAAUCCAUUCAAGUCAAUUACAACACAUGUGGUAGAAUGUUUUGUACAAGAAUCUUUGAAAACAUUGCACGUACUGCGGAGGAUCGUGAACACAACUUAACGAUUGUGCUUACAGACACGCAUUCAUCAGGUGACUCAGAUUCAUACGAAACAGUAAAAUUUAUAGCUCAUAGCAGUGACUACUACUUCUCUAUAAUGCAUGCAUACGAUGGCUGCAAAUUGAGAGGAGUUUGUAUGUCACCACUGAAAGCAUCAACGGUUGCCUUUUGUUCCGUUGUUUAUCUAAACAAUUUACACCAAAUUUUAGUACAGAUAAACACUAGUCUUGAUGAGCAAUACACCUUAACACCAUCAAAUAUCAAUUUUUACGAAGCCUGGGUAGGAAUCAAUGAUUCAGAAGUCGAUCAAGUUACUAAUAGGAGAAAUUUCACUAUUGAACCUAGUUAUCCCGAGAUUAUGAUGGUAAUUGUUCUGUACUCAAACAGGGGAGAGUUGAAAAUAAUUCAGGUUGAUUGGGUUAACGUUGCCUCAGUGUGUGGUUACAGCCCGAUACAAUAUCAGCUGAGUAUCAGAUACAAUGAUAUGGAAGCAGUAGCACUCUCGACAGCUGAAGUCCAAUCAAACGAGUGCAUGCCAGCAACAUGCACAGCGAAGAUUGUUAUUGCUACAAAGUUCUUAACUUCCAGUCUCAGGAUUUUCCUAACAGCAAGUAACAGUGGAGGCACAAGUACACAUGAAUUCAUCAGUCCUAUUCAUCAAUCCAGUUCACUGUACUAUCGACCCAGUAUUAUGUUUCUAAACUGUACAGCCUUGCAAAUUAACUGCUUUAGCUCACAAAUUCAGUCAACUCAGGACCUCAUUUCUAAUAAUGUUUUAACAUUGCAAGAGACCACCACAUCACACUAUUUCCUUCUGAAAUGGAACAUUAGUGACACACUGCAGUUGCAAGAAGAAUUCGUGUACAUCACCCGUCAUACAUGCUCACAAGGAAUGGACGAAUCUGAUGUUUCAACUACCAGUGGAAUUGCCUUUAGUAAUGAAAUAAUUAUUGGUAUUUCAAUUGGGUUAACAAGCUUGGUCUGUCUUCUGUCGACACUCAUAAUUGUGGUUAUUGCUGUGGUACUCAAGCGACAGAAGAUAAGUGGAAACAAGACCACCAGCAACAAUACUGGUGUGUCCAUGGUGAUCAAUAAUUUAGAGAGGACUCCGAGCCCUGUGUAUGAAGAGAUUGACGAGUUGCGUUUCAAACAAAUCGAAGUGAAUAGAAAUGAAGCAUAUGCACGCUAUACUCAAGAGGCUGUGUACUACAACACUCGCUCUUAAUUUAAUUGGUAUAUAGUAACAGUAAACAAUAGUUUAAUCAACUGAUCACUCUCACUAACUUUCGAUGCUAGUUAUAUUGACUGUGUGGAUCCAGUUUACACAACAUUAUUUAGUCCCAAAUUAUCUGGCUAUAGCCCUCUGAUUAUUUCCACAAACAGCUGCGUUCAACACCAUGCAUUGUAUAUACAACUUAUCUCAC
Molecule: messenger RNA, 2122 nt
Organism: Halichondria panicea
Lineage: Eukaryota; Metazoa; Porifera; Demospongiae; Suberitida; Halichondriidae
Exons: 9
Coding region: 25-1923 (632 amino acids)
Source: RefSeq, a predicted model, not a curated record